AUGAGUGUCGUUGGUAUCGACUUUGGUGCCCUCAGCACUAAGAUUGGUGUUGCUAGAAAUAAGGGUAUUGAUAUUGUCACAAAUGAAGUUUCCAACCGAUCCACGCCAUCUCUCGUCGGAUUUGGCCCAAAGAGCAGAUAUAUCGGCGAGCCAGCUAAGACACAGGAGAUCUCCAACUUGAAGAACACCGUUGGCUCUCUUAAGCUACUCGUUGGACGACAAUUCUCCGAUCCAGAUGUCCAGCUGGAGCAGGAAUUCUGCUCUGCGAAGCUGGUCGAUGUCAAUGGCGAAGCCGGUGCUGAGGUUAGUUAUAUGGGCAAGAAGGAGCAGUUUUCUGCUACCCAGCUUGUUGCCAUGUACCUCACCAAAAUCAAGUCAACUGCUUCUGCCGAGCUGAAGCUGCCUGUUUCCGAUGUAGUCGUCAGUGUCCCACCGUGGUUCACGGAUGCCCAGCGCCGUGCACUUAUUGAUGCAUCCGCGAUUGCCGGUCUCAAUAUGCUCCGCCUUAUCAACGAUACCACCGCCAUUGCACUUGGUUACGGUAUCACAAAGUUGGAUCUUCCAGCUGAAGGCGAGACACCCCGGCGUGUUGCCUUUGUUGAUAUUGGCCACUGCAACUACUCCUGUGCCAUUGUUGAGUUCAAGAAGGGAGAGCUUAACGUCAAGGGAACUGCCUGGGACCGUCACUUCGGUGGCAGAGCUCUGGACAAGGCCCUCGUCGACCAUCUUGCUAAGGAGUUCAAAGAGAAGUUCAAGAUUGACAUCAAGACCAACCCCAAGGCCAUGACCCGAACCUUUGCAGCUGCUGAGAAGCUAAAGAAGAUCCUGUCUGCCAACGCCCAGGCACCCAUCAGUAUUGAGUCCAUUAUGAACGAUGUCGAUGUCCGUGCUAUGGUCAAGCGUGAGGAGCUCGAAGAGAUGAUUAGACCACUGCUUGACCGUAUCACUGUCCCUCUUGAACAGGCUCUCGCCGAGGCUGGCCUUAAGCCAGAGGAGAUUGAUAGCAUUGAGAUGGUCGGUGGAUGUACCCGUGUCCCUUCUAUCAAGGAGGCCAUCAGUAAGUUCUUCGGCAAGCAACUCUCCUUCACCCUAAACCAGGAUGAGGCCGUUGCUCGUGGCUGUGCCUUCAGCUGUGCUAUCUUAUCGCCCGUUUUCCGUGUCCGUGACUUCUCUGUUCACGAUGUCAUCAACUACCCUAUCGAAUUCACCUGGGAACAAUCUCCCGAUAUCCCAGAUGAGGCCACCUCCCUGACCGUCUUCAACAAGGGCAACAUCAUGCCUUCCACUAAGAUCCUUACGUUCUACCGAAAGCAGCCAUUUGACUUGGAAGCACGCUACUCCAAACCAGACAUGCUCCCUGGAAAGACCAACCCCUGGAUUGGACGCUUCUCCGUCAAGGGUGUCACCGCUGAUGCCAACUCCGACUUCAUGAUCUGUAAGCUCAAGGCUAGACUGAACUUGCACGGUAUCCUGAACAUUGAAUCCGGAUACUACGUGGAGGAUGUUGAAGUUGAGGAACCAAUUCCUGAGGAGAAGAAAGAAGGCGAGACCAUGGAUACAGACGAUGCCAACGGCGAAGCCGAAGCCAAACCGAAGAUGCGCAAGGUUAAGAAGCAGCUCCGCAAGGGAGACCUUCCCGUUGUUGUCGGAUCUACCUCGCUUGAUCCUGCUGCUCGCGAGAAGUUGGCCGAAAGAGAAAAUGCCAUGUUUAUGGAGGACAAGCUUGUUGCCGAUACCGAAGACAAGAAGAAUGAACUUGAAUCGUUCAUUUAUGAACUCAGAGACAAGAUUGACGGUGUCUACGCUGAGCACGCAAGCGAGGAGGAGAAAGAGAAGCUCAGGGCCAAACUCACUAGCACCGAGGAUUGGCUCUAUGAGGAGGGCGAAGACACUACCAAGGCAGUCUACAUGUCCAAGAUGGAUGACAUCCGCUUCCUUUCCGGUCCAAUCGUGCAACGCUACCUCGACAAACUCGAGGCUGAAAGACAAGCAGCCGCCCCCAAGAAGCACGUCGAAAUAAAGGGCGACACCGUGGACAAUGCAGAUGCGAACGGCGACUCCAAGAUGGAGGAAGUCGAGUAA
Messenger RNA from Trichophyton benhamiae CBS 112371, 2082 nucleotides. RefSeq lists its product as uncharacterized. The transcript has 4 exons. Gene Ontology annotation, molecular function: ATP-dependent protein folding chaperone; ATP binding. Bases 1 to 2082 code for a protein of 693 amino acids. Gene Ontology annotation, biological process: protein folding. Lineage: Eukaryota; Fungi; Ascomycota; Eurotiomycetes; Onygenales; Arthrodermataceae. The record is from RefSeq and is a predicted model, not a curated record. Gene Ontology annotation, cellular component: nucleus; cytosol.